Nothoprocta perdicaria is the source of this 519-nucleotide messenger RNA. RefSeq names its product vasopressin V2 receptor-like. The transcript is spliced from 2 exons. Gene Ontology annotation, molecular function: peptide binding; vasopressin receptor activity. The record is from RefSeq and is a predicted model, not a curated record. Gene Ontology annotation, biological process: positive regulation of vasoconstriction; regulation of systemic arterial blood pressure by vasopressin; G protein-coupled receptor signaling pathway. Lineage: Eukaryota; Metazoa; Chordata; Aves; Tinamiformes; Tinamidae. The annotation marks the transcript as partial. Gene Ontology annotation, cellular component: membrane.
UGCGGCCCCCUGGGCGCCGCCUGGGCGCUGGCGCUGCUGCUGGCGCUGCCCCAGGCCGCCAUCUUCGCCCAGCGCCCCGUGGACGCCGGAGGCACCCUCGACUGCCGGGCGGCCUUCGCAGCGCCCUGGGGCGCCCGGGCCUACGUCACCUGGGCCGCCGUGGCCCUGGUGGCAGCGCCCGCGGCGCUGCUAGCGGCGCUGCUGGCCACACUGUCCAGGGCCCUGCGCCCCGGGGCGCCCGCCCUGCGCCCGGCGCGCGCCAAGAGCCGCCGCAUGGCCCUGGUGGUGCUGGCCGCCUAUGUCGGGGGGUGGGCGCCCUUCUUCUGCGCCCAGCUGUGGGCUGUCUGGGACCCCGAGGCGCCUGUGGAGGGCCCGGCCUUCACCAUCCUCAUGCUCCUCGCCAGCCUCAACAGCUGCACCAACCCCUGGGUCUACGCGGCCUUCAGCACCAGCCUGUCCCGCGCCAUGAGGCGUCUGCUCUGUCCCUGUCACCGCUGUCACCGCCGUCCCCCACCUUGA